This is a messenger RNA of Miscanthus lutarioriparius, 327 nucleotides long. The record is from the annotation of a GenBank genome assembly. NCBI's taxonomy places the organism in Eukaryota, Viridiplantae, Streptophyta, Magnoliopsida, Poales, Poaceae.
AUGGAGGCGCGGGCGAACAUGGAGCCCGCGCCUCAUGGCGCCGCCGUCGGCCGCAACCCUAGCCUCCGGGCGUUCCGAGAGCAGGAGAGGGAGGCGUUGUUCGGGGAGGGAGAGGGAGGCGCGGCUGGCGGGGGAGCCUGCGCUGGGCGCAGCCGUCUGCCGGACUUGGAGAAGGAGACGGAGGCGCUCGCCGAGGACGGAGAGAGGGGCACGGUGCCGGUCGGUGUGGAAGAGGGAGGUGCCUACCGGAGAGGGAUGCUGUGGGCGGAGAGGCCAGAGAGGGAGGUGCACUUAGGAAAGUUCAUGAUUGUGGUGGACAUGUUUUGA